UUUCAUAAUUAUAUUGAAACAAAGGUGUACUAUAUUCACACCGACUCCAAAAUUUUAUUCUAAAUAAUGCAAGGUCGUCAAUUAAUGCCGACCGCAAAUCUUAUUUAAAACGCUUUGCAGGUAAAUAUAAAAUUGGAAAAAACUAAUACUAAAAACAGCAUGCGUAUCCACGGCAGUCGCGUUUCGAUUCGGAAACCGAACAUGAUGAACGAAAACGAGCACUCCAAAAUCGUCUUAGACCCGAGAAACCCGGUUUGCUGAAUGGCCACACUGCCGGUGACUUGUAUUACAGGUGAGAUAUCUCACCCAAAACCGGUGACUUUACACGGUUGGUGUUGAGUGAGUGAGAUUUGUCACAUUUUGCGUGAGUGGAUUUGUUGAUUUAUAUAGAUACCUUGAGUGUUUUAUAGACAGAAUUACAUUUAAUUGCAUCAAGUGAGAGUAUAUAAAGUAAGAGUUUAUAGGUUAUAAAUAUACUCGUGGGGUAUAAAAUAAAUGUGCUUUAGAUUAGUUUGACGUGGGUUUGGGUUGAAUGUUUUGUAUAAAAUAAUAAUAGUAGCAAUAAAAAUUGUAUAAUACAUAUAUAUAAUAUAUACAUUUUAUACAAUUUUUAAAUCUCGUUUGUGUGUGUAACGUAAGUAGCAAUAGAAAAAUAUUUAAUGGGGAUGUAUAAAAUAAUUCUGUUAUUUAUUAGAUAAUAUAAAAAGGAUGAUUUGAUUAUGUUUAAUAUAAUUGAAGACCUUGGUGAAGAACAUUUAAUUGAUCCUCUACGUCACGUUGGUGACCCCAUUACAGAAUUGAGUGAGGUUCAGUUUAUUAAGUUGUUUCGGGUAUCAAAAAAUAUUUUUCAUAAUAUUGUUGAAACAAUCCAUCCUUUUAUGAAUCCUCAUUCUAAUUCAAAAGGUUUAUCUGUCAAUACUCGUGAACUUGCAGCUUUACGUUUUUAUGCCUCAGGUAGUUAUCAAGCAGAUAUUGGAUGCAACUGGUUUAUCGAAGUUUCUCAACAAAGCAUUAGUAACUGCCUCCAAGAAGUAACAAAUGCAUUGAAUCAUCCUGAAGUUCUUAACAGAUUUAUAAGAUUUCCCCAAAAUGUUGAGGAGUUAAAUAUUAUUAGAAAAAGUUUUUCUGAAAAAUAUAAUUUCCCAGGAGUCAUAGGAUGCAUUGAUUGCACUCAUGUAGCCAUUUUCCCCCCAAAAAUUGAUGAAUAUGUUUUUGUCAAUAGGAAAGGAUAUCAUUCCAUUAAUGUUCAAUUAAUAUGUGGGGCAAAUCUAGAAAUUUUAAAUGUUAUUGCCAAGUAUCCUGGCAGUUCACAUGAUUCAUUUAUAUGGAAUAACGGUGAUAUUCAGAAUGUAUUUAGAAAUAUCCAUCAGGCUGGAAUGAAUGGAUAUUAUUUAUUAGGUGAUUCUGGAUACCCUUUAAGGCCUUGGCUUAUGACUCCUUUGGAACAUGAACCUGCUGUGAAUACUCCAGAAUAUCACUAUAAUAAAGCCCAUAAGAGGGUUCGUAGCAUUAUAGAAAGAUGUAAUGGAUUAUUUAAAGCAAGGUUUAGAUGUUGUCGGAAGGAUCGAGUUUUUCAUUAUGCACCUGAAAUGGCCUGCAAAAUUAUAAAUGCAUGUGUUGUUUUACACAACAUUUGUAUUAAAAAUAAUUUGAUUUUGCCAGAAUAUGAAAAUGAAGAUGAUGGCUUAUUUGACAAUUUAUUAGAAAUAGGAGGAAUAAAUCCUGAAUUGGCAGCUGGUAAAGCAACCUGUAACCGCUUAAUCACAGCUCGAUUUCAAACAAAUUAAAGAGCAUCGAUGGGUCAAGUGUAUUGAACUAAAAGGUAAAAUAAAAAAGUUUAUAAGAAACUUGAAUUUUCAGUUGCACCCCAAGGAUUUCACAAAAAUUAAAUGUAAAUAAAAUAAUAAACUAUGCUUGUGUAACAAAAAUUAAUCAAUAAAAUAAAAAAAAAGAAAAUUCUGAAAAUAAAUUUUAACAAAAAUAAUAA
Messenger RNA from Aethina tumida (small hive beetle), 1987 nucleotides. RefSeq names its product putative nuclease HARBI1. The record is from RefSeq and is a predicted model, not a curated record. The transcript is spliced from 7 exons. NCBI's taxonomy places the organism in Eukaryota, Metazoa, Arthropoda, Insecta, Coleoptera, Nitidulidae. The coding region runs from base 720 to 1787 and encodes 355 amino acids.